This is a messenger RNA of Eimeria necatrix, 1191 nucleotides long. RefSeq lists its product as hypothetical. The record is from RefSeq and is a predicted model, not a curated record. The transcript has 6 exons. Lineage: Eukaryota; Apicomplexa; Conoidasida; Eucoccidiorida; Eimeriidae. Bases 1 to 1191 code for a protein of 396 amino acids.
AUGGGAAGCUGCGGUAAUCGUUAUUGUCUUUCGUCCGUGUUUAAACGUCUUUCGGUCCCUUACUGCGCCAUGAUGGGACCUCAGAAGCCCCACGUGCCCCUCAGCCCUCAGAAGCUGGUCCAGUACACAUCAAAGGGGCUGCGAUGCGGGGUCGCCACAGCGCUUUUGACCGUCUCGAGCUCUUUUAUGCUGUCUGAGGCGACACAACAGCAGCGCCAUCACCGUGAGGAAGAAGCUGUGGGCAUUAUGGACACAUCGGCAGUGGCCGUUGCCAUUGGACUUGCUUGUGUCGCGAUUGCGGGCGCCUUCUACUUCUUCAAGGACCGUUUUUACAGCUCAACAUCAAGCUCGCCGCAGUCGCGGACUGGCGAAGCCCGCAGGCGGAAUGUAGACCGGUCGGCUUUGGAGGAACUCAUGGCCGGGGGCGCAGGAGCCUCCGCAGCCCGGAGCUCCACAUACGCCACCAGUACAGACCUUCAAGCGGCUCAGAAGAAAAAGGAAGAGCGGGAGCAGCGUCGCGAGCAAAGGCGGCAGCAGGGAGAAGCCGCAGCUCUGGCGGCAGCAGCUGCAGCCGCUGCUGCUGCUGCCGAAGCUGCAUCAGAGUCGGAUCAUGAGGGCGCGGCACAUAUGUCUAACAAGCAGGCAAAGCAGGAGGCAUACAGGAAGCGUCAGGCUGAGAGAGACAGGCUGCGAGCUGAACGCGAAGCUGAAGAGGAACGAUUAGCUGAAGAAAAGCGAAAAAAAGAACAGGAGGAAUACGAAGAAUGGAAGAAAACGUUUGAAGUUGAGGCCGAGGGAGAGCUGCACGUCACCCCGGAGGAAGAGGCCAAACGACUGGAGCAAUUUUUGAGUUUUAUUCGAAUGCGCAAAGCUGUUGAGCUAGAUGAAAUAGCGGCGGAGUUCGGUCUUAAAACGAAGGAUUGCGUGAAACGGAUAGAAUGCCUGCAGGAAGGGGGCCGACUGUGUGGAGUGUUGGACGACCGCGGGCGUUUCCUUUGUGUGACAAAAGAGGAGUUGCACAAGUUGGCAGAGGCACUAAAGAGCCAAGGCCGCUUCAGCAAGGAGACGGACCUUGUCUCCAUUUGUAACCGCAUCAUCCGCCUAACCCCAUCUGACGAGGACAAGGCCAAGAUAGAGGAGGAACAGCGUACAUCCAUGAAGCUUAUUGAGCUCGCAGCUGCUGAGGAGUAG